Messenger RNA from Nelumbo nucifera (sacred lotus), 1014 nucleotides. RefSeq names its product ARP2/3 complex 16 kDa subunit (p16-Arc) (gene CRK). NCBI's taxonomy places the organism in Eukaryota, Viridiplantae, Streptophyta, Magnoliopsida, Proteales, Nelumbonaceae. Gene Ontology annotation, cellular component: Arp2/3 protein complex; actin cytoskeleton. The record is from RefSeq and is a predicted model, not a curated record. Gene Ontology annotation, biological process: regulation of actin filament polymerization; Arp2/3 complex-mediated actin nucleation.
UCCCCAUCUAUAUGGGAUACUGGCAAGCAGGAAAGCAACACUGCAGCAGUUUCCGAGUGUCACCAAACCCCCUUCUCCUGUUUGUUGAAGAUUAGUCUUCGGAGUUGAAAGUAGAAGAACAAGAGUGAGAAAUGGCCGGACAUGAAGAGUUCGUGGAGGCAGAUAACGCUGAAGCUAUCAUCACAAGAAUCGAACACAAGUCCCGGAAGAUCGAAAGCUUGCUCAAACAGUCUAAACCAGUUGAGGCCCUCAAAACAGCUCUUGAAGGAUCACCUCCGAAGACCAGAGAUGAGAGAUGCAAGUCUGCAAACUGGAUAGUUGUGCAUCGUGCAAUAAUGGCUAUAAAAGAUGUCGAUGGGAUGUUCUCCUCUUUGGAUCCCGAGUACUACGACAUCCUCAUGAAGUGGACAGAACUGGAGCAUAUUUGCAAUCUUUUUGACCGUACAACGUUCAGGUGGCCAAAGAUAAGAGGAAGAGUUUUGUGGAGGUGUGCUAGAGCUGCUUUGGUGUGGACUGUGUGGGAAGAACGAAAUGCUAGAGUCUUUAAUGACAAGGAGAGGGAUUAGACAUGUGUGUUAGAAAGUAUUUUAUCUAGGGCCAUAAUCUGGGUAAAAUCCUUGGACCUGUUCUCAUCCUACUCUUUUGAUGAUAUAAGUAGGAAUUUGAAGCCUCCUGAUGUAGGUUUCAUUAAAUUAAGUUUUGAUGGCAGUAGUUUGGGCAACCCGGUGCCAUCUGGAAUAGGGGGAGUCUUUAGAAAUGCUGAGGACCAGAUUGUAGCUCUAUUUUCUGGUCCUAUAGGGAUGGGAGAUUCAGUCAAUGCAGAACUCCAAGCUGUGAUACAAGGAGCAGAAAUUGCAUUAGAGUUGGCAGUGGAGAUGGCAGCCUGGCCUUAUAGGGGGGCUUUGAGAAGAUUUAAGUGGCUAACAUUAAGUCUCUCAGUCACAGUUCAAUGGGAAAGAAAAUCGGCAAAUGGGCUGGCAGAUUUCCUAGCCAAACAAGGAGUACAUAGGAAUC